UGAAAAAUCAAAGUAACAGAGGCGUAGAGUAACAAGAGCGGAACGUGAAGAAUGGGGCGUUGGAAGCAGAAGCAGAAGUGGAAAAAGAUCUUGUGAAUAACUUGUGGAUCCACUUCAAGAGCGCAUCUAUGGUGAUUGGAUUGAGAGGUUUUUGUCUCUUUGCAAUCGCCUUUCUACUUGUUUUGGAAGAGAGGGUGUCAAAACCCGCUUGCCAACUGGUUCCGAGCAGCAAUGAACAUGAAGAUGUUGAUUAUGACUUGAAGGUGAUGAUGGUCGCUGACCUUCUUCUAUUGGGCUCCGAAUCUGGUCUUGUCAAUCACUUCUUCAGAGACUACUACAUGUCCAAGUUCUUUCGGAAAUCUUUUGAGAGUUUGAGGCCUGAUUUGCUUCUUGUAUUGGGAGAUGUUUCUGCAAAAGGGUCGGAGUUGACAAAGAGCAAAUGGAUGUCAGUGCUGCGUCAGUUUUACCAAGUGUUGGGCCCCUUUGUUGGUCUUCCAUUCCAUGCAGUUCUUGGUGAUAGGGAUAUUGGAGAAUGCAGUGAUCUUGAUAUGAACAAAGUCGAUUGGAUUGCUCACAAAUUACCAGGAUUGGAUCCUUCUGGCUGUGCUGCAUUUGAGAUUGGUAACAUCAGUUUUGUCACACUGAAUGCUGUAGCUUUGCUUUGUGGCAAUAGUAGUUUGCGUUUUGAUGUUGAGAAAGUAAUAGAGAGGGAAAGUCUAGAACUUCGUAUGGAAGCAGAGAGUGCAUCCAAAACAAUUAAUGAUUCCCCCAACUUUAGAGAUGCAGACUAUAACUUCUUCUGGAGGGAGAGCAGCAUGUUAUCUGGAUCAGGCCCUGUACUUCUGCUUCACUUACCUUUGGACCAAACAAGAAAUGAGCACCAUGGUGACAUUGAUGCUUUUAAGAGAUCUUCAACUUCUUUUAUAGAGGGGUUAAAUGUGGUGCCAAAAAGCAGGGAGCUCAUUGGGGGUGGCCUGUAUAAGUUACUUCAUACCCUCCCACUAAAUGCUUCUGAAUACAUUUUACAAGCUCUGAAGCCAAGGAUUAUUUUUAGUGCUCACAGGUAUGCAUUUUCUGAUUACGUUCAUUGGGACAGAACUUAUGAGAUUACUGUUCCAGCAAUGUCAUGGAAUGCAAGAGAUGACCCGGGAUUUGUGAUUGCCACAUUCCAAAAGACAGGAAGAGCAGAUAGCAAGGAAGAGAGAGAGAGAGAGAUGACCGUGGGGAAAGCUGUGUUCCGCAUUAUUUUUCUUCAUGAUUAUCGUUGUCUACCAAUUUUGAAGUCCAAGACGAGAAGUUUUGCUAAAUCAAUGGCGGAAACUGGAACUGGAUCCUCACCCUCCCCCAAACCCCCAACAAUGGACCCGCAAAACCCCUCUUCUUCAAACCCUACAAUCCAAUCCCCUUCUUCAAUCUCCCAACAACAAUCCCCUUCUAUGCCUCCUCUUCCCCAAUCUCAACAAGAUCAACUCCUUCACCAACAACUCAGUCCUUCAAUGCAGCAACCCCAACAACAACAACAACAACAACAACAACAGCAACAAUCGCAAACCCUCCUAAUUCAGCAACAACAGUCACAAUCCAUGCCCAUCAACAUCAACCCUAUUUCCAAUUUUCAACUCCAACAAACCCUUCAGCGUUCUCCUUCCAUGUCACGUCUCAACCAAAUUCAGUCUCAGCAGCAACAGCAGCAACAGCAGCAGCAGCAGCAGCAGCAGUUCAGCGUCAUGCGCCAGCAGCCUGGCCUUUACGCCGGCCAGAUGAACUUCGGCGCUGCGGCGGCGCAGAAUCAGCAGCAGCAACAGCAAUUGGGUGCUUCCAAUUUGUCGCGGUCCGCGUUGAUUGGGCAGAGCGGGCAUUUUCCUAUGUUGUCUGGUGCUGGAGCACAGUUUAAUCUGUUGUCUUCGCCAAGGCAGAAAAGUGGGUUAGUCCAGUCAUCUCAAUUCACUUCAGGUAAUUCUCCUGGACAAGCACUGCAAGGAAUGCAAGCAAUGGGGAUGAUGGGGUCACCAAAUCUUAGCUCGCAACUACGAGCCAAUGGAGCCAUGGCUUAUGCACAGCAGCUGCGGAUGAGUCAGGGUCAUCAAAUCAGGCAGCAACUAUCACAACAGAGUUCGCUAAACACUACACAGGUUCAAGGUAUACCAAGGUCAUCAUCCCUUGCUUUUAUGAAUUCCCAGUUGUCUGGAUUGUCUCAGAAUGGACAAUCUGCAAUGAUUCAUAACUCUUUAACCCAGCAACAGUGGCUUAAGCAAAUGCCAGCAAUGUCUGGCCCUGCCUCACCAUUGCGUCUUCAACAACAUCAGAGGCAGCAGCAGCUGGCUUCUUCUAGUCAACUGCAACAGAACUCUAUGACCCUGAACCAACAACAAUUGUCCCAGCUGAUGCAGCAGCAAAAAUCAAUGGGGCAGCCUCAGCUGCAUCAGCAACAGCAACAACAGCAGCAGCCUCAGCAGCAGCAGCAGCAACAACAACAACUUAUACAGCAACAGCCACAACAACAAUCUCAACUACAAGCAUCAGUUCAUCAACAGCAACAGCAGCAGUCUCCGAGAAUGCCAGGACCCACAGGCCAGAAGUCACUUAGUCUUACAGGAUCACAACCAGAUGCUACUGCAUCUGGUGCAACUACACCAGGUGGUAGUUCUAGCCAAGGAACUGAAGCUACAAAUCAAGUCCUUGGGAAGAGAAAGAUACAGGAUUUAGUUGCACAGGUGGAUCCACAGGGUAGGCUAGACCCUGAUGUUAUUGAUCUUCUUUUAGAGCUUGCUGAUGACUUCAUUGAUUCUGCCACUACACAUGGUUGCAUUUUGGCAAAACAUAGAAAAUCAUCAACUUUGGAGUCCAAGGAUUUAUUGCUACACCUUGAGAAAAAUUGGGACUUAACAAUUCCAGGAUAUUCAAGUGAAGAGAAGAAGUAUCAAAGCAAACCUCAGUUAAAUGAUCUCCACAAGAGGCGCCUAGAUAUGAUUCGCACAUUGAUGGAAUCCUCACCUGCUGAGUCAAGUAUUAACAGCUCUAAAGAGAUUAGUAGACAGGGCCUUCCUAAUCCUAACCCUGUGGGUGUCCACCACCUCGUAAGACCCUUGAGUUCCGAGCAGCUGGUCUCUCAUUCAACCGGUUCUCAAAUGCUACAGCAGAUCACAAGGUUUUAAUUAACCUCUGUUUUUGGUCUUCAUACUGCAAGGUUGAACUGCCUGUAUGCUGGUCUCGAAGCGAUUGCUUGCUGAAACUGAUUAGAAUACAAGGGAAUUGUAAUUACAUAGUAUUUAGACAUGAUAAUUAGUUGUUAAGGGAUCCAGGAAUUGGCUACCUCCUCCUGUUAUUUGCCCCUGUUCUCAAUAGUCAUUUUUGUUUCACUGUUUUAGCCUACUUAUGAAUUUUUCAUGUUCAUUGGUAGUAUAAACAUACAUUGGGUAAUUGCUCUCUAUUUCUGAUUAAUUAUGCAAAAUUGGUGUAAAGCUUUUCAGUUCUGAGUCGAGUGUAAAGCGACCAACAAGUUUGGGCUUUGGAUUUUAAUGUAAUGAGUUAUGAAACUAGGGAUAUAGUUGA
Messenger RNA from Abrus precatorius (Indian licorice), 3552 nucleotides. Its product is annotated as transcription initiation factor TFIID subunit 12b. NCBI's taxonomy places the organism in Eukaryota, Viridiplantae, Streptophyta, Magnoliopsida, Fabales, Fabaceae. Gene Ontology annotation, molecular function: TBP-class protein binding; protein heterodimerization activity; DNA binding. Bases 129 to 3155 code for a protein of 1008 amino acids. The transcript has 14 exons. The record is from RefSeq and is a predicted model, not a curated record. Gene Ontology annotation, biological process: RNA polymerase II preinitiation complex assembly; DNA-templated transcription initiation. Gene Ontology annotation, cellular component: SAGA complex; SLIK (SAGA-like) complex; transcription factor TFIID complex.